UACUAUGACUAUGAUAUUGCUCACUAUUUAUUGUCUUGUUUUCCAAGAAACUAAGAAAAAUUCAUGAACACAAAAAUUUCUAGAUAUGGCAUGAAAUUUCAUACUCUCAAAGUUGUAUUGCUCUUGUGAAUUUCAUACUCUCUGGAAAUUUCUACCGCGGGAAAUGGAUUUUCUUCAGUUUCUCUCCAGUUUCCGUUCUCCUUCAUCUCGCGUAACGGUGGCUUCUUCUUCGUCUCUCCUCCUUCCGGUCUACGCCUAUCAAUCUGCAAAUCGGAGAGUUACAGUCUUUCGAUUGGUGGUUCGCGCCAGAUCUUGUGAAUUCCAGUUCUCUAUCCGUAAAGGCUGAAGUCUUUCAGCAGAGAGGGACUAUGAUUCCUCCUUAUAAUGUUUUGAUCGCUGGCUCUACUAAAGUUUUGCUUGAACUUAUGGCUUCUGGUAUUUGACGUCGUUUUUAUAAGCAAGAAAUUCCGAAUUGAAUUUGGUUUGAGGAACUUCCUGGCUGGCUCUUUCCUUAGUUUUAUUAAGAAUUUGAAGGAAUAGAAUAUGCGUUGGCCAAACAGUUUCUGAAAGCAGGUGACAACGUUGUAAUCUGUUCACUAUCAGGUAUAUAGGAUAUUUGAUCAAUUCAGCUAUUUGGAGAAGCUCGAGUCUAUGGUUUCAUUAUUUAACAUCGUUAUCAGUUUAUUUUCCCUGAAGCGUUUCAUAAUUUUCUUUUUUAAUUUUCAAGCUUUGGUUCUUAUGUGUUUGUGGUUAUUUUUAUUUUAUAGACCUAUGUGUGGCGUUCUGCACAUUCUUUUAACAAUUUAUUAAUACAUUUCUGUUCCCAUAAAAAUGUGUUUGAUUUAUUGAUUAGGUACGGAUUCUCGUAAUAAUCAUGAUAGGCAUCUAUGGUUACCUCCUGCUAAACUUUUUCAAUUUAAUUUGUUCUUCGCAGAUGUUUUUUCAUCAUUUUUCUAUCAUUUCCUUGUUUGCCAUGUACUAUUUGCAUUUGGAGCAGUUGCCGACACUUCAAGCUCUGUCCUAAUCUAAUUCUACUUUACAGGGUACUAAAUGUGACGUGCGAGAAGGAGAGGAUGUAAAAAUUGUAGUCAAUUUUGUGCAGAAAAGUCUUAAAUACAUUGAUAUAUGGGUAUCUACUUCAAAUUGCUCUUUCUCUUCCCCUUCCCUCCCCUUCUACAUGAAGACCAAAUGAGUAAAUCCUGAUUUCCAUUAACUACAAUACAAGUCUAUUUGGUAUCAAAGAAUCUAUAUGAUAUUGAACAUCUUAGAUAGGUGGCCUUUAAUGUUUGAACAUGAAUCAUAACCUCGAGACCAUCUAAAUUUACUUGUCUCUUUUACUUUUGGCUGACUCGUGGUGGUGAAGAUGUUGUUAAUAUAGCAAUUUGAUUGAAAUCUUCAAAAAAAAAAAAAAAAAAGAAAGAAAGUAGAACAUGCUAUCUCUAGAAUAAUCCACAUAUACAGGAUUUGUGUGCAUGUAUACCCUUUUUGUACUUGAGUAAAUGAGCAAACACAGUAGGGAUAACGCCAGCAAUUAUGAAAUAGUAACUAUUGAAAUGAGAAAAAGGUUGUUGUGUAUAAUGAUGCUAUUGAGAUGUCCCACUAAAGAAAUGCCUCGUGUGGAUAGCUUUAUCAUGUCAUUGAGGUUUUUUCAUACAAUCCUAACACGUGCCUGUCUGAAAAGCGUUGGCCUAUACAAUGCUUAGAUGGACAAAGUAUGCAUUUUCAUAAUUUACAAUUGCAAUAUUUAACGUAUUAUAGGAAACUGGACUUAAAAGAACAAAAAAUGUUUCAUCGUCUACUAUUUCAAUUGUUGAUUGAUUUUGGUGAGAGGAUAUGAUGAGUCUCCUACACAGUUUUUUUAUGUCUUAUAAUUAGUACUAUUUUGGUGGAUUUUGUUUGCUUUUUUUGCUAUUUAACGUAUUGCAAGAACAAUGCAGACAAAUAAUGCAGGGUCAAAUGCUUAUAGCUUUAAGCCUUUUCUCGUGACUUCAGAUGAAGAUCUCAUGCAAUAAAGAUGAUGUUAAACAAACCUCGAGGAGGUCUUAUUUUCAACAUUGAUGGGGCUGGUUCUGAUGGGCGACCCACCCCUAGAAUGCAGAAGGCAUGAGAAACGCACAAGAAAUCUAUUGUGCAUUUGGAUGACAUCCACAAUGUGCUGCUCAUUUCAUCUCCAUUACUUGAAUAACAGAUGGAGCAAAUAAUUUUAUACCGAAACAUGUGAAGGUUUAGUUCUCUUAAGCACUUCUGAUGAAUCUAAGGAUAAAUUAAUAUGAAAUUAUUAGGAUGAGCCCAGACAGUUUGAAUAUAUGUACAAGACAGGACUUCAGACCUCCAAUUGUUUAUGGGUGGACCCUACAAUCUAUGUUAGAAAAAAAAAAUUAUGGUAACGAUUGAUUUUAUAUUUUUGUUUCUCUUUUCCUCGGUAAGACAAAUUGUUAUAUUUUGAAGGAGCCUAUUAAGGUGGGUGAGGUUAUUUACAUGCAUUUGUUCUGUUUAUAUAGUGAUCACUUACUCUGUUACUGAAAAAUAAUAAUAAUAAUAAUUGCUCUUGCACUUCUUCUUCAUGUCCUCGGCCUUUGAGUUUACAGGUCGCAGAAUAACUUGGCCCAAACAUAAGAUCUAUCCCAGCCAAUGGUUCAACAAGGCCCACGUACAUUCGUUUCCUCACUGGACUGAAAGAUUACUCUCAAUUCUCAGUUGAGAAAUGAUUAAUUACUUCUCAAUUACGUUGAAAUGUUUUUUUUUUCUUUACCUUCUUCGUACCCUCAACUAAUUGUUUCGUGUUUCCCAUUGUGUUCAGAGACUUGCUUUUGGUGCUAGAAGAAACAAAUAUCUUCUAGAAGAUUGAUAAGAUCUUUAAGUACAAUUUCCCAUCCUGUAAGUUUUAUCUGUAAAGCUUCACCUUUAUUAUUCCUCGUCCAGGGGCAUGGUUUGUUCACAUUUUGUACACUGGUUAUUGAUUAAGCAUGAUGGGACCCGUUGGACUGUUCCUAAAAGACGCAAUGAAAUGAUGCCAUAUUGUCUUUGAUUUAUAUAUAUUUGGAGAACUGUUGUUUUUCAUUGAUUUACUUAUUAGAUGAUUAAUUGUAAUUUAUCAUUUAUACCUCCUUGAAGUUGCAGCACUAUUAUCUUUUACCAGACCAUUUGUAGAACAUUUUCCUUUUUAAAAGGCAACUGAAAUGGGGGGUUGGGUUAGCCCCGGUUCUUCAAAGCAAUAAUCGUCCUUGAAUAUUCCAGGGUGUGUAAAUUUCGGUAUGAUUUGAGUUGGGCCACUUUUAUUUUGAAUUUAUUAUGAAGUUUGGAGAUUUACAAAUCUAACACUUCUUACACAUGAAUAAUAUUUAGGUUGACGAAUCAAGACAAGUUAAUCUCAUCAAGGUAAGAUUGGCUGUGCGAAUCAAACCUCAAAGCAACUUGCGGGUAUGGCCUACAAAUUUGGGGUAUAUCAUUGGUUGCAGUACUGGAAAAAAUAAAUUGAAAUUCGAAUACGAUUAAAAUUGGAAUGGUAUUUGAAAGAAAAAAAAACAGAGAAAAAAGAAAAGGAAUCAGAUUGGUUUAGUAAUGGAGUGUACAGUUUGAUUUAUCAAUUAAAUUAAUUGUUAAGCAGGCAAUAAUUUAAAAAUAAUAAUUAAGUCUUAGAUUUAAAAAUAAUGUCUUAGAUAUAUCUAUCAAAUGUAAAUUUGUGAAGAAAUACUUGACCUUUUCUAAUUUCAAAUUGAAAAAAUGAACAAAAAGAAGAAAAAAGAACCCAAAAUGGGAAACAUGAAAUCUCCAGUACUUUUAAAUCGCUAGGCUUGGAAAUAAGUUAGGUAUUAAGCUCUUAAUUUUGUAAUGAAAGAUGAGCCUUUUAGGGAUAAAAAGAAAAAAGAAAAAAGAAAAAAGAAGAAGCCCACUAAUAUUCUCAAUGAACAAAAUUCCAAACGGUGCUCCAGUAAAUAUUCACCCGUGACUGAAGUCUUGGCCCCAAGUCUGACUCUGCUAAGAGCCGAAAAGAACAGAUAAAAUCAGAGGCUUCUGUUGUAUCGUAUUCCAAAAUGUUUCAGUUUGAUGCCAAAAGAGCUGCUUUAAGCAAUAAAAGCCCUUAUGAACGUUUGAUUUGUCAGGCUAAAAUGGCAUUAUUGCUCAGAUUCUGUGCUCCCCGUGAACCAUAUGCAUUUGUUUCUAGGGAUAACUCAUUCCCAUCAUAAAGUCUUCAACACCAACUUCUCAGGAAAAAUUCUCCUUCCGUCUUUUAACCCUAUUUAGUAAUAUAUAUUACUGUGUCAAUCUCUCUCUAGGAAUGCAUUGAUUAACAUCAUAAUUGUAGAGACUAUUUCUGCAGUCACCUUUGAUAAUUGACGUUAUUUUAUCAAAGAAGUUUGCUUAUAUUAUUUUAGAUUUCAUAGAUUUGGUCGGUAUGUAGAUAUCAUUUUACCACUAAAUUGGCUUUUCCGCUUAUCAUCUGUGUAGAUCAAGCUUCAAUUAUUUUAAGGUAAGUACAUCCACAAAGUCUUGAUUAUAUAGUUUAUAUUUUUAAUGGUAAAAUUUGAGAUGAAGUUAUUGGAUAUUUGUGUAUACAAUUUCUGAGGGUUCAUUGAUUGAGUCUUACAGUUUUACUACACUAUAAUACACAAUUGUUUAGUGACUAUACACACUAUGGUACUAGAGAAUUGAAUUAUAUUUUUGCAGGUACAUAGCAUCUCAAAGGCAUUUUAUUUUAUUCAGUGCCAAGAUUGUGGUGGGAGUCCUAUGCCAUUUAAUUCGUAUUAAAUAGUCUGUAAGCCAUGUUUAGAUUCUAAUCUCUUGGGAAAGGGGAAAAGCAUUGAGUUGGAAAAAAGUAGUCGGCCUAAUCUCUGAUUAAUGUAGAAGCUUUUGGUUUAUUACAGCCACUGUACUUCCAGUUUUGUUGUUGUGAAUUAUGAAGAUCACUUCUUGUUCAUUGGGGUUUCUCUAACAAGCUUUGAAUCUAUUUUCCAUCAUAAAACCGAAGAGACAGCCAGAGAAAGAGAAUUUCAUUUCUUGUUCAUGGGGGGUUUCUGCUUCUUUCUGCUCUCUGGUCUGUAACUCUUUUGGUCUCUUCUAGACUGUUCACACGAGCAGCAGUUACUUCACCUCUAAGCUUUAAUGGCAAAACUAAAACUAGUCUGCCAUUUCCAUCUUCUUCUGUUCGUGUUAUUGUUCUCUUUUCAUCUUUCAACUCAGCUUCAACCUUCUGAGUCCCAAUCCCUUCUGCAAAUCCGGGAACUUUUAAACUACCCUCAAGCUCUAGCCAACUUCGACAACUUUACAGACUUCUGUGACACUGAAUCCACUCCAUCUCUUACCAUCGUGUGCUAUGAAGGCUAUAUAACCCAGCUCCACAUUGUUGGUGAAGUGGGGCGCCCCACUUUUCAACAAAAUACUUCGGCUGAUUUUUUGUUUUCCACAUUUUCCCAGUUUCCCAAUCUGAAGGUACUAUCUCUGGUUUCUCUGGGUUUUGAGAGGCCAUUGCCUCCAACUGUUGGUAAGCUUUUAUCUCUAGAAAUACUCAACUUAAGCUCAAAUUCCUUCUAUGGCUCCGUCCCGGAGGAACUAUCUUCUUUGAAAAGCCUACAGACUCUCAUUCUUGACUACAAUCAUUUCUCUGGUAAUAUUCCGAGUUGGAUUGAUUCCCUACCAGUGUUAACUACCCUGAGUUUACAGAACAACUCCUUUAAUGGGUCCUUGCCAGAUUCCAUUACCCAUAUGUGGAGCCUUCGAGUUCUUUCUCUCUCGAAAAAUUCUCUUUCUGGGAAGGUGCCAGACCUCAGCAACUUAACGAACGUGCAAGUUCUCGACUUGGGAGACAAUCUUCUGGGGCCCCAGUUUCCUAAAUUGCCGAAGAGGCUAAGUAUACUUGUGCUCAAAAACAACAGAUUUCGCUCGGGUAUCCCAGCUGAGUUAGCCUUCUUAUAUCGCCUUGAAAAGCUUGACAUAUCUUCAAAUAAGCUUGUUGGUCCAUUUCUGGCAUCGCUUUUGGGACUUCCUUCGAUUAAGUAUCUGAAUAUUGGGGGGAACAGAUUAACUGGGCUGCUUUUACGUAACGUAUCUUGCAAUAGUGAUCUUACAUUUGUAAAUUUAUCCUCAAACCUUUUGACCGGAGACUUACCCACCUGUCUUCAGCAAUUGGAGUCCAAGAACAAUGAUGUCAUUUACACUGGAAAUUGCUUGUCAAAUAAAGACCAAGAACAGCACCCCUUAAACUUCUGUCACAACGAAGCUUUAGCAGUGAGUAUUAAGCCACAUAAUCUGGAGCAUAGGAAAGGUCAUCGUGGGGUAAUGACUUUCUUAAGAAUAUUCGGAGGAAGUAUUGCUGGAAUUAUAGUUGUUGCUCUGGUAUUCUUCACGAUGAGAAGGACGUACAAAAUGGGCGUUCUUAAAGAACCACCAACAAGGUUUGUAACAGAGAAUUCAUCUGUAACAAACACAGCCAAGCAGCUGUAUGAUGCCAAGUAUAUAUCUCAGACAAUGAAGCUGGGAACUAGCCUUCCUCCUUAUCGAACUUUCACUUUGGAUGAACUUAAGGAGGCCACCAACAACUUUGAUGCUUCAACUUUGAUAAGUGAAAGUACGGAUGGCCAGAUAUUCAAAGGGAUGUUUACUGAUGGCAGUAUCGUUGCCAUUAGGAGUUUAACUUUGAAAAGGCGGCAAACCCCUCAAACCUACAUGCAUCAGUUGGAGUUGAUAUCUAAACUACGACACAGUCAUUUGGUCAGUGCUCUUGGACACUGUUAUGAGUUCCUCCCAGAUGGUUUAACCAUCACCAGAGUAUUCUUAAUAUUCGAGUACUAUCCUUACGGAACGCUAAGAAGCCACGUAUCUGGGCUACAUGGGCAAAAGCUCUUUUGGACGAAAAGAAUAUCGGCUGCGAUCGAAGUGGUGAAGGGAAUUCAGUUCCUACAUACAGGCAUUGUGCCUGGUGUAUACUCAAACAAUCUGAAGAUUACAGAUAUUUUACUCGAUCAAGAUCUCCGUGUGAAAAUCAGCAGUUAUAAUUUACCUAUCGUCGUCGAAAACGGUGGAACGAUGAUUUCAGGAGUUUCAUCAACUAGCAGAAAAGGGAAGCGCCAUGCUAUGGAAGUGAACCACGCAGAUAAGGAUGAUGUGUAUGACAUAGGAGUGAUUUUACUGGAAAUCAUUUUGGGAAGACAGAUCACAUCUCAAAACGAAGUUCAUGUUUCAAGAGAUCUUUUACAGGUAAGCCUAAAAACGGACGAUAUCGCUCGAAAGAGCAUCGCAGAUCCAGCAGUACACAAGGGUUGUUCGGAUGAAUCGCUAAAGACGAUGAUGGAAAUAUGUGUAAGAUGUCUCCAUGACAAGGCAGCAGAUAGACCUUCUGUAGACGACAUCCUUUGGAAUUUGCAUUUUGCAGGACAAGUUCAGGAUUCGAGCAGAGACAACACUCAGAACAGCCAAAACCCACCUGCAUCACCAUCACCAUCCUUAUUAAUGCCUUAAAAAGAUGGUACGUACUUACAUUCAUGAACUUGUAAAGCAUCUUAUUUUUCAAGCCCAAUACAUUUAUCUUCGUAGGGAACAAUUGUAGCCUUCUUAAAUCCCACAUUACACUAGCUUAUCCACUUGAAUUUUAUCGUUCGAUUAGUCGAACCCGAGAAACCGAACGUCGGUAAUAGUCAUGCACCAAUUUGAAUCAAUGAAGAUGAAAUCUGAUAGAUCACAGGUGCUGUAUUAACUGAAAGCCAUUUUAGAACAGAUUGAGUGGAGGCCUAUAAAUUCCUUUUUU
Messenger RNA from Cucurbita moschata (crookneck pumpkin), 7741 nucleotides. RefSeq names its product probable inactive leucine-rich repeat receptor-like protein kinase At3g03770. The record is from RefSeq and is a predicted model, not a curated record. The transcript is spliced from 14 exons. Gene Ontology annotation, molecular function: protein kinase activity; protein binding; ATP binding. Gene Ontology annotation, biological process: protein phosphorylation. Lineage: Eukaryota; Viridiplantae; Streptophyta; Magnoliopsida; Cucurbitales; Cucurbitaceae. Bases 5104 to 7455 code for a protein of 783 amino acids.